AUGAGUACUGGCUCCAUGUCUGCUAUACAUUCAAAAACAGUUGUCCCAGAUAAUGUUGUUUUGGCUAAUCGAAUUAGAAGCUAUCUUUCUAAUCCAUCAGUUUCGUGGAAACCGUCAACAGAUCAACGCAAAUUAAUUGGGCAUUUAUUGUUAAAUAGACUUGUUCCUGCAACCUCAACUUGCAGCAAUAUUCUUGAUUUUGGGCUUAAAGUUGUUGGUUGUAGGGAUCCGAUGAGUGGAAGGCUUGGAGCUUUUGUUACUCGUGUUAGGCCUGGUUCCAUUGCUGAUACUGUGGGGCAGCUAAGAGCUGGUGAUGAAGUGCUAGAAUGGAAUGGCCAUCAACUUCAGAACGCAAGCCCAGAGACAGUUUACACAAUAGUUCAAACCAGUAAAGCAGACACACAAUUAGAAUUAAUUGUUUCACGCCCACUAACCGGUGAUGGAGAUGAUUUUUUAAAUUUGGGUAGAAGAAGAUUAUUAGAACAACAACAACAAUUUUUAAUAAAUAAAAAUAUUCCACACUCACAAUCUUUAAUUGCUGCUACGCCUUUUAUUAGUGGUGGUGCUUCUAUGCAACAACAACAAAAACAUUGUUUUUAUUCGCGGGUCCCCUCUCCUUUUGUGCUACAACAACAACCCUAUAAUGAUGCUUUAACGGGCUUUUGUAAGUUUAUUCAAACAUUAAAACCAGAAUACUAAAUUAAAAACACAGGAAAAAUAAACAAUAAAUUAAAAACAUGGAAAUGAGUAAAACAUGUUAAAAAUAAAACCAGAAUAAAACAUAAACAAGCGAAAAUACACGAAACAGAAAACAGAACAAAUAGACAAAAUAGAACAAAUAAACAUGUUCGAAAAACACGUGAAAACACAAAUAAACAAAACCAGAAUUAGAAAAAUACAAAAACAAAACACAACAAAAACACAACAAAACAAAUCAAAAACACACAAAACAUAGUA
Molecule: messenger RNA, 957 nt
Organism: Meloidogyne enterolobii
Lineage: Eukaryota; Metazoa; Nematoda; Chromadorea; Rhabditida; Meloidogynidae
Source: the annotation of a GenBank genome assembly